CAGCUUAACAUAGGCUCAUCAUCAGCACCCUGAAACACUAACUCUGAAUGAAUGUAGCGUAUUAUUUCUAAUAGCUAUAACACGUCCGAAAAGCAACAGUACAGUGUUGGAGUAGCUUUGAGUGACAGCUUGGUCUGUCUGAGAUGAGUAAAAUGAGGCAGAGAGGAGGAGAAGCAGGACUGACACGGAGCUGCCUCAGUGAGCGAGGCGCGCAUUGUGCUCCGAGCAGGAGAGAAGGAGGCGCGCCGCUCCUCUCCAUCACAUUUCACUUUCCAAACACUGACGGCAGAACAAAGGAGCCACCAUGUAGAGUCCGCCAGGUAACACUCGCAUUAUCUCGGACCAGACCGUUUCUUCUUUGAGCGAUCCAAGCACUGAUUGCUCCGCUUCGGAAACGUGUCCACGGGAGUUUAUCGAUCCAUCCAUCCUGGAGGAGACGCGCUGCUCGUUGGAUGGAGGCGGGCUCCUGCUUUCUCUCUCUCUCUCUCUCUCUCUCUCUCUCUGACACCUGCGGACUCGGUGUUCAUUAAAACUCUCCAUGUUUCGACUUUGAAGGGAGUUCAUCUCCUUUUUGAUGCCAGUUCUUUUUGAGAGCAGUCACAUCUAAACGAAGCCUUUGUCCAACCUUCUGCUUCGUAAUGGCAACCGGAGUAGCUGCAUGGCUUCCUUUUGCCAGGGCUGCGGCCAUUGGCUGGAUGCCUGUGGCCAACUGUCCCAUGCCCAUUGCUCCGAGAGACAACAGCAGAAAACAAGAUGAGCUGAUAAUCCUUAAUGUCAGCGGACGGCGCUUUCAAACAUGGAGAACAACGUUGGAUCGAUACCCCGACACUCUGCUGGGCAGCUCAGAGAAGGACUUCUUCUACAAUGAGGAAACAAAGGAGUACUUUUUUGAUCGAGACCCUGAUGCCUUCAGGAGCAUCCUUAACUUCUACCGAACAGGAAAGCUCCACUACCCCCGUCAUGAGUGCAUCUCGGCCUACGACGAGGAGUUGAUCUUCUUCGGAAUCAUACCUGAGAUCAUCGGUGACUGUUGCUAUGAAGAGUACAAGGACAGGAAGAGGGAGAACUUGGAGCGGCUGCAGGACGACCAGGAGGAAAACAAAGAUCUGAAGCAGCCCAACUUGAACUUCAGAGAGACUAUGUGGCGCGCCUUUGAGAAUCCCCACACCUCCACCUUGGCCCUGGUCUUCUACUAUGUCACCGGCUUCUUCAUUGCCAUCUCAGUCAUCACCAAUGUGGUGGAGACUGUCCCCUGUGGUACUACCACCAACCAAAAAGACAUGCCAUGCGGUGAACGUUACACCGUCGCGUUCUUCUGCAUAGACACUGCAUGCGUCAUGAUAUUCACGGUGGAGUACCUGCUGCGCCUGUUUGCCGCACCCAGCCGUUACCGCUUCAUGCGCUCUGUGAUGAGCAUUAUCGACGUGGUGGCCAUCUUGCCAUAUUACAUUGGCCUUGUGAUGACCAACAACGAGGACGUGAGUGGCGCCUUUGUGACUCUGCGGGUUUUCCGAGUGUUUCGCAUCUUCAAGUUUUCCCGCCACUCCCAGGGGCUUCGAAUCCUGGGCUAUACGUUGAAGAGCUGUGCCUCGGAGCUGGGCUUUCUCCUCUUCUCGCUCACCAUGGCCAUCAUCAUCUUCGCUACGGUCAUGUUUUAUGCAGAGAAGGGCUCCAGCUCCAGCAAGUUUACCAGCAUCCCAGCUUCGUUCUGGUACACCAUUGUCACCAUGACCACAUUAGGCUACGGAGACAUGGUCCCGAAGACAAUUGCUGGAAAGAUCUUUGGCUCCAUCUGCUCCCUGAGCGGCGUGCUGGUGAUUGCUCUUCCCGUCCCUGUCAUCGUGUCCAACUUUAGCCGCAUCUACCACCAGAACCAGCGGGCAGACAAACGUCGAGCUCAGAAGAAAGCCAGACUGGCCAGGAUAAGAAUAGCCAAGUCUGGCAGCGCCAACGCCUUCCUCCAGAGCAAGCACAACGGACUCCUCAACGAGCUGCUGGAGCUGACGGGUUCAGAAGAAGAUGAGCAGAAGCUGAUAAAGUCCACCUCCCUGUUAGAGAGCCAACACCACCACCUGCUGCACUGUCUGGAGAAAACUACAGCCCAUGAGUUUGUGGAUGAGCAGGUGUACGAGCAGAACUGUUUGGAAACAGCACUGCAGACCUAUCCAUCACACAGUCCCUCAAUAGCCAGCCACAACAGUCCUGCGGUGACCUGCUGUGGCGCAAGUGGAAAGAAAAAUACUCCACUGCCCAAUGCCAACCUGCCCCUUGCGAACCCACUCCCAUCACACCGGGGCCCGCUGCAGGAGCUCAGCGCUCUUCACAUACAGAGCGCUGACCCACUGUCACACACAAGCAGCCGCUCAAACCUCAAUCUGAGAACUGACGAGAGCAAAAGGGUCAACUGCAAAAGCGGCCGCAUCACUACGGCCAUCAUCAGCCUCCCUAGGCCUCCCGCUUUGGCCCCUGACGCUGACGGCCUCCACGGGCCACCGCAGAGAAGGCCGCCGCCGCCUCUGGGUCACCCAGCGGCUCCCAGCAUCCAGACCACAACAAGCUCCGCUGGUACCAACAUCGUCAAAGUCUCAGCUUUGUGAUUCCCAGCUGGGCUGAUGUCACUCAGCAGGAGGCAGAGAAGGGACAGAGGAGGUAACACAACAGCUGUUGUUGAAUGCACUGUGUCCCCUGCUCACAGGGUCGGCGAUCAAAGAGCUGUGCUCCAGAACUGAGGAGAAAUCACUCGUGGACUUUAGAAAUUUGAACUGAGAAUGUCGCACUUGUCAUUUUGUGUAUGUACUGUAGAUACGGAGAGACUUGAUGCAUUUCUAAUAGUUUCUUAAAUCAGAUGUCUUACUGGUAAAAAAAAAGAAAAGAAAAAGAACAAAAGUUGUGCAGUUAGAGCCUCAGCACAGGCUGACACAAGCUAAGUUUAAAAUGAAAUCAUCACAAUGAUAUUUGACUUUAAAUAUUAAAGACAGAUAAAGAUGUUGAUUGUGUUUAUUGUAAUUUUAUUGCUCUUGUUUGUGCUCUGUGUUGUUGUGUUAAAGUACUUUUGGCCUCAGAGAUGUAUUAGAAGUUUUCUUUAUUCUUUCAAUUCACAUUGCCCAAAGCUGCUGACUGUCUUAGUUCCCUUGGAUUGGACUCUAAAUUCUUCAAACUCAAGGAAAUGUCUAAGAAAGUGUAACAGUAAACAUUGAUGG
Poecilia latipinna (sailfin molly) is the source of this 3200-nucleotide messenger RNA. RefSeq names its product potassium voltage-gated channel subfamily D member 3-like. The coding region runs from base 639 to 2597 and encodes 652 amino acids. NCBI's taxonomy places the organism in Eukaryota, Metazoa, Chordata, Actinopteri, Cyprinodontiformes, Poeciliidae. Gene Ontology annotation, cellular component: dendritic spine; postsynaptic membrane; neuronal cell body. Gene Ontology annotation, biological process: potassium ion export across plasma membrane; protein homooligomerization; action potential. Gene Ontology annotation, molecular function: A-type (transient outward) potassium channel activity; protein binding. The transcript has 7 exons. The record is from RefSeq and is a predicted model, not a curated record.